Molecule: messenger RNA, 3507 nt
Organism: Xenopus laevis (African clawed frog)
Lineage: Eukaryota; Metazoa; Chordata; Amphibia; Anura; Pipidae
Gene: gpn3.L
Product: GPN-loop GTPase 3 L homeolog
Exons: 8
Coding region: 44-835 (263 amino acids)
Cellular component (GO): nucleus; cytoplasm
Molecular function (GO): GTPase activity
Source: RefSeq, a predicted model, not a curated record
AUGAAGGGGGCACAGCUGCUAGUAGAGCACUUAUUGUUCCACCAUGGUGCAGCAUUGUGAGACUCUGAACAGAUCAGUCCAAGUGGUUAAUCUGGAUCCUGCAGCUGAGCAUUUUGAUUAUCCUGUAUUAGCUGAUAUCCGGGAACUAAUUGAAGUGGAUGAUGUGAUGGAAGACCGUUCGUUGAGAUUUGGGCCUAAUGGAGGCCUUGUAUAUUGUAUGGAGUAUUUUGCCAACAAUUUUGACUGGCUGGAGAGUUGCCUUGGACACACAGAGGAUGAUUACAUACUUUUUGACUGUCCAGGUCAGAUUGAGCUUUACACUCACCUGCCUGUUAUGAAGUACCUUGUGGAGCAGCUCCAGCAAUGGGAAUUCAGGGUCUGUGGAGUUUUUCUUGUAGACUCUCAGUUCAUGGUAGAAUCUUUCAAGUUUCUUUCUGGCGUUUUGGCUGCUCUCAGUGCUAUGGUUUCCUUAGAGAUACCGCAGUGCAAUAUAAUGACAAAGAUGGAUUUAUUAAGCAAAAAAGCCAAAAAAGAAAUUGAAAAGUUUUUAGACCCAGACAUGUAUUCCAUGAUUGAAGAUACACCAAGCCGAUUUAAAAGCACCAAAUUCAAGAAACUGACGGAGGCACUUUGUGGGCUUGUUGAUGAUUACAGCAUGGUCAGGUUCCUACCGUUUGAUCGGUCAGAUGAAGAAUGCAUGAACAUUGUUCUCCAGCACAUAGACUUUGCCAUUCAGUAUGGAGAAGACCUAGAGUUUAAGGAACCGAGAGAGAAUGAAGAGGACAAGUCAGAAAACUUUGAUGAAUACUUUCAGGACAGAACUGAUGAAUCAUGAAGACAGAGUUUCUCUGUUAUUUAAUAACUCUUUUUUAAUCAAGAUUUUUUGUUGUGGAUAUGCAGUGUCAGAUAAUUGGUCAAAUGCCUUAGAUCUGUAGACUGUAUUUCUGCAACCAUCAGAAAGAGUGUUUUCAGUUUUGCUGUACUAUAUUGCCACAUUGGCAGAAAGGAGAGUAACUAGAUAAAUUUAUGUAAGCAAAUAAAAUGGGGGAAGCCCUGUUUGGAUUAUGUUACAUUUCCUAGCUAGUGGAUGCAUGUACGAUAUGUUGUAUCAGAAAGGGGUGUAAUACGAACACCGUUUAAAUUUACAGGUGAACAUUUGUAUGUUCUUUAUGGAAAUUUUGCAAAAGGCAGGUAUGAUGUUCAUGUUUCCUUUUGCAUAGCAGAAAUAUAUUUUAAAUAUAUUUUUAAAUUCAUUUGAUCUUUCUUGUUAUAUACUGACACACACAAAACUUAGUAAUACAGAUGUGUUCAAAAUAUUUGACACCCCUGGUCAAAUUACCUGUUUUGCUAAAUGAAAAAAGUUACCACCACCUCUGCAGGGAACAAAUUUAAACAUGAAAUUAUUCUGGUUAUUUUAAUGCACAGAUACUAUUUAUUUACCAAAUUUAAAACAAUUUCAAAGAAAAAGGAGCACAUUUAUUUAAAAAAAUUCAGUUGCUCGUGAUUAUGGAGCUCCACUGCAACAAUCAUAAUUGCAAUAGCAAUUAGCUUUUUUUCUUAUUUAAGAAAAGUAAUGAAAGUGUUUACUGUGAUCAAGUUUAAUUUAAAAAAUGAAUCAUGGAAAAAAACCUGUUAUUCACAUUACAAAAUUCAGGAUAUCCACUUCCAGCUGAUGGCAUCUUGGUAAAAGUCCUGGUUGUUUCACAUUUGUUGUAUCAUAAGUUUUUAAAGGGAUUGUUCACCUUCCAAACACUUGUUUUCAAUUCAGGUGUUUUCAGAUUUUGAGUCCAGCAGCUCCGUAAUCCAGAAAAAACCUUGAACUGUUAGUUUGCUACAUUAGUUGAUACAUUUCUCAGCAGCAUCUUUGAGAUGUUAUUGAUUAUUGUAUUAGGGAUGCACCGAAUCCACUAUUUUGGAUUCGGCCGAAUCCUUCGUGAAAGAUUCGGCCGAAUACCGAACCAAAUCCUAAUUUGAAUAUGCAAAUUAAGGGUGGGAAGGGGGAAAAUAUUUUACUUCCUUGUUUUGUGAAAAAAAGUCAUACGAUUGCCCUCCCCGUCCUUAAUUUGCAUAUGCAAAUUCGAAUUUGGUUCGACCGGUCAGAAGGAUACGGCAGAAUCCUGCUGAAAAAGGCCGAAUCCUAGCCAAAUCCCGGACUGAAUCCUGGAUGUGGUGCAUCCCUAUAUUGUAUCAAUUAUAACAGCUGCCUUUAAUGAAACUCGGGGAUUAUGCCAAGGGCCGGUGAUUAGGAUUGACGCCUCCUCCCAGAGCUGCUCCAGGUGGAUUUGAAGAUGUGAACUUAAAUAUUAGACAAAAUGGUCAAAAAUACAAAUAGAAAGCAAUGGAAACAUGUCUUUAUUUCUGGUGUACUAUCUGUAAUGAACUGAGCUGGAAAAAGUGUUUGUGAACAACCCCUUUAAAAAGGUGUUGAAUUUGGGGUUGCAAAAACUCUAGCAAACCAUUGAGAAGCGUGUUGAAGCUUUCAAAACUUCUUUUAUAAUUAAUGAAACCGUGAUUGUUGUAGCUUGUACCAUUGUAUUUAAAUAUAUAAUCUAUUUUUGCUUUUGUUUCUCCUUUCAGAAAUAAAAUGCAAUUGCAAUUAGUUCGCGUUAGCCUUGGAAUUUAAACCUUAAUAAAUGUGCCUAAAAAUCUUGACAGAGGGAAAAUGGUGCCCCCUGACACAUUGCUGCACAGGUGGUCUCAAUAAAAGGGAGGAAUCUCCCCUGCCUGCAUGAAAUAUGGUGUGUGUGUGGCCCCUUCAAACUGUCUUCUCUUACUCAGUGCCUGUCAUGUAAGGAGAUCUGCACCACCAGUGCAGUAAAAAAUUGUGGGAGUUGUGGCAUUAAUCUGUAUUGGAUGACUAGAGUGGUAGGACUUUUCCCAAUUUAUUAAUAAUAAGAACUUUACCCAAUAUAAUUGCUUUAAAAAUGUCUGAUUUAUAUUAUAUAAAUUAUUAAAAUGUGCCUGCCGGUCCUCCAGGUUGGGCUAUCCCUUUUGCUCCUCCAUUACUAAAUGCUGAGGUAAGCAGUGAGGAGGAAGGACAAGGUGGGUUUCUUCAUACAUCAUCUGAAUUUCAAACUCAGAUGCUCAGGUGUACUGAUCUCUGCUUCUGUGCUGAACACAGAAAUUGGGAAAGCUCCUACUUUUAAUUUAUGGAAGAGGAAUUUUUUGAAUUUAGAAAAGUAUUUCUUUUUGAAAAGUCCUUCCUCUCUGGUAAGAUUUUGCAAAGUGGUGUGUGGCCAUAUAGUGUAUUUCUCUGUGAGUGUACAUUAUUCCCUAUAUACAUUUUAGUUCUGUGAAAGCAAUACACAGGCUGAGAGUACUAAUGUAUAUCAAGUUUUAUAGUUGUAAGUGCUGGUUCUUUGUAUUUUCAUUUACAUUUUUAGAAUGAAUCUAUUUUUAAGAUGAUAGAUCAUCACAAUAAUUGUUUUAAUAUAGGUAAAAGGAAGAGGCCUGCCAGCAUUAUUUAUUAACAUUUUUCUGUGAUGAAAUAAAAGAUUUUUAAUCAUA